This is a messenger RNA of Schistosoma margrebowiei, 2505 nucleotides long. The record is from the annotation of a GenBank genome assembly. NCBI's taxonomy places the organism in Eukaryota, Metazoa, Platyhelminthes, Trematoda, Strigeidida, Schistosomatidae.
GUAAAACAAGUAGUGUAACAAAUUUCAAUUGUUUCUAUGAUAAAUGAAAACUGUACAAAAACAAAAUUAUUCAUUAGCGCCGAAAAAUGAUUUGUGUCAAGAAAGUUUCUUUGGGAAAAAUAUCACUGAUCCAUAUCGUUGGUUAGAACAACAUUUCUCUCAUAGAACUCAUCAAUUUAUUUUAUAUCAAAUGAAACAAACACAACAGUUUUUAUCAAGUUGUCCAUAUCAGGAAGAUUUCAGAAAUUAUUUACAAUCAUUAUGUAAUUUUGAUUGGUAUAGUUAUUCAUUAAUUCGUGGUGCUAAUUACUUUUAUUGUUUUAAACCGUUACAUUUAAAAACGAUUGUAUUAGAGGUUAUACAAUAUAGAAUGAAAUGUCCACAGGUUAUAUUAGAUCCAACAUGUAUUGGAUUAGAACAAUUAGAAAAGAUUAUUGCAUUCAAUAUAUCAGAUUGUGGUACAUAUUUAUGUUAUGAAAUAUGGAAUCAACAUAAUGAUCAAUAUAAAUUGUAUUUUAAGAAUUUAAAAAUGGAUAUUCAAUUAUCAGAUUGUAUUAAAUUACGAAAUAAAAGCUCUAUGACAUGGUCAAAAGAUAAUAAAGGUUUAUAUUAUAUUCAUUGUAUUCCAUUAUAUUCAAUGAAAGAUCAAAUGAAUAAUUUCAUAGAAAAUUAUAUUGUCUCUAUAAAUUAUCAUAAAUUAGGUGAAAUGGAUCAAACUAAUGAUUUGGUUGUAUGGAGUUGUGAAAUGUCUGAAAAAAAUUUAAUGUUCUGUGAAUUAGAUGAAACUGGACGUUAUAUUUUAGUGACUUUAUUGAAUGAUCAAGGUUCACAGAAUAAAUUAAUCUUUGGUUAUGUUAAUCAUGAACGAGUGAAAUUAAAAGGUCGAUUGAAAAUGCUUCCAAUUGUGGAUGAAUUCGAUGCAAACUACAAAUUUAUUGGUAGUACUUCAACCGAUUUUUAUAUUAUGACUAAUUUAAGUGCACCAUUUAAUAGAAUUAUUAAAGUUAAUAUAAAAGAUCCUGAUUGGUCAAAUUGGGAAGAUUUAAUACCACAUAAUCCAUUAAGAAAAUUAGAAUAUGCUACAUGUAUCGAUCGGAAGUAUUUGGCUUUAAGUUGUAUAGAAAAUGUCAGAAGUAUUAUUGCAAUUUAUGAUUGGUAUACUGGAAAAUAUUUAAAAACUAUUUUAACACCAAUUGGUCGAAUCUAUUCACUUACUGGUCAUUAUACUAGUAGUCAGAUCUUUAUACAUUUUGCUACUUUUCAUGAACCAUGUACAAUAAUGUAUUGUGAUUUAGCAAAAGAUAAUUGGGAAUUAAAGUUAUUCCGUAAAUCUCAACCAAUGGAGUUAAACGAUAAAGAAUAUGAUAUUAAACAAGUAUUUUAUCAAAGUAAAGAUUCAACAACAAUUCCAAUGUUUAUAUUUCAUCGAAAAAAUAUCACUUUGAAUAGUAGAAAUCCAUGUAAACUAAGCGCAUUCGGUGGAUUUGGCUACAUAAAUCAACCAUAUUAUUCAGCAAGUGAAUUAUUAUUUGUUGAAAAAUUUAAUGGAAUAUAUGCACUGGCCAAUAUACGUGGAGGAGGUGAAUUCGGUGAAGAAUGGCACAAGAGCGGAAGUGAUGUUUAUAAAUCUACAGCGAUCGAUGAUCUACUGGCAGCUGCUGAAUAUUUAAUUCAACAAAAAUAUACUAAUCCUGAUAAUCUUAUAUUACAAGGCAAUGAAAAUGGUGCUCUUCUUGCAGCUUCCUGUGCAAAUAAACGGCCAUAUCUAUUCAAAGCAAUUAUUUUAGACAAUCCGUUAACUGAUAUGUUACGUUAUUAUAAAUAUUCAUCAACUGCCAGAUGGAUGAGUGAAUAUGGGAAUCUAUAUUAUGAAAAUGUAUUUAAUGCAUUAUUUAGUUAUUCACCAGUUCAUAAUGUGCCAAAUUUAUCCAUGACCAAAUCAUAUUAUCCUUCAGUGCUUAUUUUAUCUGAUCUACAAACUGCCAAUGUAGAAUAUAUUCAUUCAUUAAAAUUGUUAGCUACAUUACAAAAUGAAUUACAUAAUAAUGGUUGUACAUUUGAACAAACAAAUAAUACACUUGGAUGGUUUAAAACGGAAGGUCAACAUAAGAUUGAUAAAGUUACAAGCAUCUGUUCAUUUAUACAAAUGAUUUUAUCAAUUGAUUGGCGUAAAAAACAUUCCUAAUCAGUUUAAUUUGCCCGGAAAGAUAGUAGUUAACAUAAAAUAAACACAUUCCUAUUUUAUUUAAACUAGAUAUUUCAUUAUUCAAUGUAAAAAUGUAUUAACAAUGCAAUACACUGCGAGUUUAUUGUUAAGCUUCAUUUCAUUUCAUUAUAAUUUACCUUCUUAUUAUACUUAAAAUAAGUGAAUAAUUAUCUCAUUGGUGAGAGUUUAUAUUCUCUCAUUGCAAUUGAUGCUCAAGAUUUGUAUGAACAUUAGUCGAUUCCAGAUUUGACUCUUGAUCAUUAUUAAAACUAAGCUAAUAUACGUCCUUUAAAAUAACC